This is a messenger RNA of Python bivittatus (Burmese python), 597 nucleotides long. RefSeq names its product olfactory receptor 8U3-like. The record is from RefSeq and is a predicted model, not a curated record. Gene Ontology annotation, biological process: G protein-coupled receptor signaling pathway. Gene Ontology annotation, molecular function: olfactory receptor activity; G protein-coupled receptor activity. Gene Ontology annotation, cellular component: membrane. Lineage: Eukaryota; Metazoa; Chordata; Lepidosauria; Squamata; Pythonidae.
AUGUCUUAUGAUCGUUAUGUGGCAAUUUGCCGACCCCUACAUUACACAUUUUUUAUUAAUACUAAAGUUUGCCUCCAGCUAGUGGCUGGAUCUUUCUUUAGCAGUUUUAUAAUGAGCAUGAUCAUGUUAACAUUUAUAUUGCAGUUAACGUUCUGUGACCACAGUGUGAUUGAUCAUUUCUUUUGUGAUUUCAUUCCAGUUGUAAAUGUUGCCCGUAGCAAUGCAUAUCAGAUAAAAAUUAUCUCAUUUAUCCUGACCUCGAUAUGUACCCUGCCACCAUUUAGUAUAACCAUAGUAUCGUAUGCAUUCAUUAUCAAUGCCAUUUUGAGAAUCUCAUCCACCAGAGGAAGGCGAAAGGCUUUUUCCACCUGUUCUUCUCAUCUCAUUGUGGUGACCAUUUUCUAUGGGACCAUCGCUAUUGUUUAUCUUUUGUCAGAUACCUCAGAACUACGAGAGCUAAACAAAGUCUUAUCUGUCUUUUACACCAUCCUAACACCUCUGGUCAAUCCCCUCAUAUAUAGUUUGAGAAAUAAAGAGGUAAAGGAAGUCUUGAAGAAAGCAGUUGUCAAAUAUGGAAUGAGCAGAAAUAUUCAUUGA